Messenger RNA from Phragmites australis (common reed), 2384 nucleotides. RefSeq lists its product as uncharacterized. The transcript is spliced from 6 exons. NCBI's taxonomy places the organism in Eukaryota, Viridiplantae, Streptophyta, Magnoliopsida, Poales, Poaceae. Gene Ontology annotation, molecular function: DNA-binding transcription factor activity; DNA binding. The coding region runs from base 361 to 1923 and encodes 520 amino acids. The record is from RefSeq and is a predicted model, not a curated record.
CCCUCGUCCAAUUAUAUACCCCCUAGCACAGCCACCAUUCUCUAUACAAGCCCAAAAUAACAAUACUACAAUAGUAUACUCCCCAAUUCCCUUCCAAUAGAAAAUGGUAUGAAAUGGAAUUUCAUUGUUGAAAACUAGUCAAUGUAGUGGAUUACUUGUCCAUUUUCCUGCUCUUAUAUUUUAUUCAUACAUCAAGCUUGCUUAUGCUUCUUCCCCUCCCUCCUAUUAUUCCCGUCACAUUCCCCUCUUCUUCGUUCCCAGUUCCUACUCCAACCACACCUCAUUUCAAUCCUAUCAUGGAGGUCUGUAGAGAGAGAUAGAGAAGGGAGGAGGAGAGAGGAUUCCUGAGAGGAGCAAGGCAUGGGAGAGGUGAAGGAGAAGGUGGUGGUGGAGAUCCUUGAAGACGAUGAGAGGAGAUCUUCGGGACACUAUGCACCGCCCCCUGCUGUUCUUGACCUCAAUGAGGGCUAUGACGAGGGGAGCGAUGAAGAGGUCGGCGAGGAUGGAGACGACAACGAGGAAGAGGUCGAAGAUGGAGGUAGCACAAGUGAAGUUGCAGGAGAGGGGAGGAGUUCAAGCAACAACAGCAGCACCAACCACAAUUCCGAGAGCAACAAGGAUCAUGACAUGAACAGCAGCAGCAAGGCCGAGGGCAGCGGCGAGAGGGUGCCGACGGUGAGGCAGUACAACCGGUCCAAGCUCCCCCGUCUCCGGUGGACGCCAGAUCUCCAUACGGCGUUCGUCCAUGCCGUUGAGAGGCUAGGAGGCCAAGAGAGAGCAACCCCAAAGCUGGUGCUUCAGAUGAUGAACGUGAGGGGGCUCAGCAUUGCUCAUGUAAAAAGUCACUUGCAGAUGUACAGAAGCAAGAAGCUGGACCACGAGUACGGCCACGAGGGGGCAGCCAUCUCUUCAGUUUUCUCGCCCAUGGACUUCCACAUGAGGAGAGGGGACCAUCGCUUCCAUGACAUGUUCUUCCAGCGAGCUGCCGGCUCGGCCCUCUCCUCCAGGUUGCUGGAGAAUGGCGGGUUCUUCGGGUCAAACGCCGUCUCACCGGAGGCUAGCCGGCUUUAUGGACUCCUCCAACGCCGGCAGGCCACCAUGCAAACGUUUGACUUCAAGAACUACAGUAGCUUCAGGAAUCAACAGUGGAUGUUCAACCAGCAUGCGGCGGUGGCGGCGAGGGCUGCCACCAUCAACGACCAGGGCCCGGCGAAAGGCCUCAUUCACGAGAUGAUCUUCAAGAAGGACGGCAAGCCGACGUCACAUUUGUUCGACGUCCGGGACGCCAUCGCCUCUAACCGGACGUCGUCGGGUGCUGCCAAUCACGGCGGAAGGGCCGGGAGCACUGAUUGGAUCGGUAGCAGCUCCCAACCCCUGUCGAGGACAGUGUUGGCUAGUACCCCCACGAGGUUCGCGCUGGGCAAUCACCAUAUUUUGUCUAGGUGGAGAGGCGUCGUCGGCAGCAACGGCUACCACCCCAACGGCGACGCUAACACGUCGUCGUCCGAUCCUGUGGUGACAAGUGAAGCCCUAGGUGCCCAGUUCGAGAAGCACCUUGAGUCCAAGGCCCCGACCAAAGUGAUCGGCGAGCUGCACACUGGAACCGGGGCGAAGAGGACAAAGACGUCGAUGGAGAACGGCUGGACGCCGGACUUGCAGCUAUGCUUGAGCCCCAACAUGGGAGCAGACGGCGACAAGGCCAAGAGGAAGAGCAUAAGCACUGCGAUAAGUGAGCAGGAGGUGGGCAGCGAUAAGAAGCUGCCACUCUCGCUCUCGCUGUCACUCCUGGGUGGCGACAGCAGUAACAAGGACGGUGGCGGAGAUGCCGUGAGGUUAGAGGCAACGACAGGUAGCAGCAGCAAGAUGGCCGCUAUGGGGCUGAGUACUUUGGAUCUGACCAUGUCGAUCAAGGCAUUGGAGUGAGAUCUUUCAAGUACUUGUCCCAAGGCCUUCCAAAACUUGCACACUGCACCAUGAGAUUAAGUAAUAAGACUGUUAAUUUAAUUUAGGUCUUGUUUGGUAAAGCUACAACUUUAAGAAUUUUUGAAUCUGGUUAUUUUUAAUUAUAGAAAUUUUUAAAGCUAGAGCUGUAGAUAGAUUGAGAGUCUGAUAUCGUGUUCUUAUUUUGGACUGAAAACAUAUAUUUAAACAACUUUAUUUUAUUCUACAUACUUCGAAUCCUAUAUGGAUCUCAGAGCUAGAGUUCUAUCAAAUAAGGUCUUAACCAUACUUCCAGACCAUAUAUAAAUACAUAUAUUAUUGACAUGCACUUAGAUAGGGAUUGUUUCUCUCCAUGUAUGCAUAGUCACAUGCAUGUUCAGUUCAUUUUUUAUCCUGGUAUCACUGCAGAGUAAUGUCAUAUAAAAUGCAAAAAGAAAUACAUA